Molecule: messenger RNA, 741 nt
Organism: Fusarium vanettenii 77-13-4
Lineage: Eukaryota; Fungi; Ascomycota; Sordariomycetes; Hypocreales; Nectriaceae
Exons: 4
Coding region: 1-741 (246 amino acids)
Source: RefSeq, a predicted model, not a curated record
AUGGUUGGCGUUCUGGCAAGGGACCACCCCGAGCCGAACACAACGCGGCGACACGUUAACCAACCCGAGGAAAGCGAGGCGGCGCUGGCUGCCCCCGUUGUCACCGAGACUGACGACGUUCCCACCAAGUCCAAGCAUCGAAAGGCUGGACGACCUAUUUACCUUUCGCUCACGUUAAACAUGGAGCAAGGAUGGUACAGAUGGCUCUGGAGAGACCAGGGGAGACAGCGGAUCAACACCAAGUACGUCACGUACAACUCCGGCCUGGACAGCGCAAAGGCCUGCGAGCGGGUGAUCAAUCACUUUGAUCGUCGCGAGAAGGCGCGCAUCUCCGCGUGGAACCGCGAGGUUACCACCUUUCUGGCUCGACGACGGAUUGUCGAGUGGGUGACAGAUGGGAGUGCCAGCGGCAGACACGUCGACGCCAACGACCGUCUGGGGCCCGGCGUCAUACAGAAGCUUGUCUUGGCCAGCGCUUUCGUCGGGCAAGGCAUGUCUCGAGUCACCGGACUUGCGCCGGAACCCUUGAAGCCUGGACUAUCUCCAUCAAUCCUUUGUGGUUCGCUCCGUGAGGAGACACCGGCAGCCCAUGGCACACCAGUCCCCCCGAGCCCGCUUAGAGAGUUGCACGAUGAAGCUCAUGCUAUGAAAGUCUUACCCGCCAGCACCUUUUUGUCUUUCUCUUUUCUUACUGACCCCUUCUUUUCUAACCAGAUUUUCUACUCCCUCGCCGACGUUUAA